GCUUCUUCAUUUUCCACAACGGUCCUCACUCACCACAUAGUACCCUCAUAAACCAUCAUAAUCAUAUUCUUAUAUUCUUACGUUACAUAAAUAGUACAUAUAUACCAUAUAGUUUCUUCUGCUAUACCAUUACACUGGAAAUGGACACUGCUAGUGAAGCUAAGGUUCAACAUCUCACAAAGAAAUCUUCCGACGAGCUUUUGAGCAAGUUUGCGGAAGUGGCUUCCGAGGAAAAAACCAAACGGAGGACGAAGAGGAGGGAAGAUGAGUGUGACAGCCCUUCAAGUGGUGGCGCCGCCGUGGUCGAACGGAGGUCCCUUCUGUCGCCCAAAGUGGCACGGAGGUCGGCGUUGCUCCGGCAGCUCAGAGUGAGGGAUGUUAGGAACAAGUCAUCACUCUUUGGGACCAUUCAUAAGACAUGGCGUAGAACUGUGGAAGGUGCCUCCAGAGUUUUCAUGGAAAAGCAUUAUCAUCGCCAUAAGCGUUUGAUCAAUGAUAUUGUUUAGCUUCUGAUGGAAAAUCUACAAGGUUGCACGUGUGCUAAUUCUUAGUCAGAAGGAAAAUGCAAAACUCACUCUAUGUAUAUUUUUCCAUUAAAAUUUUAAUUCAAUUAUGUUGCUGAUGCAUUAUAUAUUUACUUUGUACUGAUUAUUGUUUAUUCUUUCACCUCACGUAAUAAAAUUUAUUUGUUCAUUCA
This is a messenger RNA of Cajanus cajan (pigeon pea), 697 nucleotides long. RefSeq lists its product as uncharacterized. The record is from RefSeq and is a predicted model, not a curated record. NCBI's taxonomy places the organism in Eukaryota, Viridiplantae, Streptophyta, Magnoliopsida, Fabales, Fabaceae.